Molecule: messenger RNA, 1130 nt
Organism: Chelonus insularis
Lineage: Eukaryota; Metazoa; Arthropoda; Insecta; Hymenoptera; Braconidae
Exons: 3
Coding region: 249-872 (207 amino acids)
Source: RefSeq, a predicted model, not a curated record
AUUGAUAUUACGAAGGGAGAAUGGUGCGUUUAUGCUUACGGUAUAAAUACAACAGACGCGCAAGUUCCAAUUAUUAGAUCUUUCUUGAAUCUUGACAAAUUCACCACGCCAGUAAAAUUAGUAGUGCUUAGCAUUAAGUUAUUAGAGAAGUGAAGGAAAGAAAAGAGUGAAUAAAGGCGAUAAAAAAGUGAUAUUGACAGUUGACGGAAAUUUACAAAUAAAGGGGGGCUUUAUUUUAAAAUUGACAGAUGGAUCAAUUGCAUUGUUCAAGGACAAUUUUUUCUGUAUCAUCGAUGACAAUAUUAAUCUUAUGGUGGGUUUCAACAUUAUUAGUAAUGUCAAUGAGUGACAAAGUAACAGCUACCAUGAUUAUGGAUAAAAAAUUAUCACGAUUAUCACCGAUUGAUUGCGAAAAAUAUGUUUAUCAUCCGCAAUGUCGAGGAGUGCAAGCUAAAAAAAGGUUGAGUUUUGAGAUGAACAGUGAUGAAAAAAAAGAUGAAAAUAGGAUGUUAGAUGAAGAAGGCAAUGACAAGACAGUAGAGGAAGAUGAAAAACCAAAUAUCUGUGUUUGUAAUUAUAAAACAACCAACUGGAGUCCAUUGAUGAAAAAAAAGAAAAAUUUGGAAAUGUUUGGUCAUUUAAUUAGAAAUAGGAUAUUUAAGGAAAGUAAUAAAAGAGAUGUCGAGAUGAGACCUUUAUUUGAUGAAGAAAGAUUAUCGCCGUGGAUUGUAAUGAGAAAUGGAAAAUCAAAUCCUGAUGACAUUAGAGAGGAAAUUAGCAGAAGCAAAAAAUUUUCAGCAAUAUCAAGGAAACUGAAAAAAAAAUGGGACAAUAAUUUAAACUCUUCAUAUGUGGUCUAUGUAUUUGUAUGAAUGUCAAAGAUUUCAUGAUAAAUAAUAUGGUAGAUGAAUUAUUUAUAAUGUAUUUAAUCUAUUACAAAAAUAGCUAUUUAACAUAACUAAACAAGUGUUUGUUACAGUGAAAGAUACUGAUUAAGUGAAAUUUCCAAUUCAUGUGUAUGAUUUUAAAUAUGGUAUUAUAUGCGUUACUUACAUUUCGAUUUCCAACAAUAAAAAAAAAACAUUGUAACUUAUAUGUAUAUACCUGGAAGCUUAGUAAUUUUGUUUCAU